AUGUCAUCGGUGCCUGUGAAGGGGGCCACAAGAGGCGGCGAAGGUGGUAGAAACAGGUGGUGUCCAACUCCGGAGCAGGUGAUGUUGUUAGAAAGAAUGUACAGAGGCGGUCUGAAAACUCCAUCGGCAACUCAGAUACAGCAAAUCACAGAAAGACUAUCAAUUUACGGCAAAAUUCAAGGCAAAAAUGUCUUCUACUGGUUUCAAAAUCACAAAGCUCGUGACCGACAAAAGCUUCGAAAGAAACUCAUGACGAUGUACCAACAGCAUCGCCUUUACCCUUCUCAUGAUCAACCCUCUCUUCCUUUUCAUCAGGUUGGUGGAGUUGAAGAUGAAUCAAGCUGUAUAACGUUAGUCAACAAUUGGACGAGGGAUCUCCCAUCUUCUCAAACCUGCAACCUCAUGUGCGAUUGCCCACUGGCCAUGAUGAUGAUGGAUCGGUAUGGUACCACUCCAUGUUGCACAAGAGUACCACCCAAAACCCUACAACUCUUCCCGGUCACCACCACCACGACUCCUGAUGUCAAAGAAGAUAAUCAGUUCAGCAAUCCCUAG
Lactuca virosa is the source of this 555-nucleotide messenger RNA. NCBI's taxonomy places the organism in Eukaryota, Viridiplantae, Streptophyta, Magnoliopsida, Asterales, Asteraceae. The record is from the annotation of a GenBank genome assembly.